Molecule: messenger RNA, 1356 nt
Organism: Cordyceps fumosorosea ARSEF 2679
Lineage: Eukaryota; Fungi; Ascomycota; Sordariomycetes; Hypocreales; Cordycipitaceae
Product: nuclear and cytoplasmic polyadenylated RNA-binding protein pub1
Exons: 5
Coding region: 1-1356 (451 amino acids)
Molecular function (GO): RNA binding
Source: RefSeq, a predicted model, not a curated record
AUGACUGACAACUCAACUGGUGCACCCCCCGCCUCGGCGCCUCCGCAAAAUGGCUCUGGCAAUGGCAUGGCGCCUCCUCCUCUGCAUAUUCCGGCAAACAACAACCCGAUCCCGACUGCCAUCACCUCUCCCCGCGGCGAAAAUAGCGGAGUCAUGUCGCCUACAAGCCCAGGAGGAUUCCGACGUGCUGCUCCCGAGCCUAAUAAGCGUGCUCUCUACGUCGGUGGUCUGGAUCAGCGCGUCACCGAGGACGUGCUGCGCCAAAUUUUCGAGACUACUGGCCAUGUCCAGAAUGUCAAGAUUAUUCCCGACAAGAAUGCUAAGGGUUUCAACUACGGAUUCGUUGAGUACGAUGACCCGCUCUCGGCUGACCGUGCCAUGCAAACCUUGAACGGGCGCCGAGUUCAUCAGUCGGAAAUCCGCGUCAACUGGGCCUACCAGUCCAACACCUCUGGUAAAGAAGAUACAUCCGGCCACUUUCAUAUUUUCGUCGGCGAUCUUUCCAACGAAGUCAACGAUGAAAUUCUCACGCAGGCCUUCUCCGCCUUCGGAUCCGUUUCUGAAGCUCGUGUCAUGUGGGACAUGAAGACGGGCCGCUCCCGUGGCUAUGGAUUCGUUGCCUUCCGUGAUCGCCCCGAGGCUGAAAAGGCUCUGAGCUCGAUGGACGGCGAGUGGCUUGGAUCUCGAGCCAUCCGCUGCAACUGGGCCAACCAAAAGGGCCAGCCUUCUAUGGCUCAGCAACAGGCGAUGCAGGCUAUGGGCCUGGCGCCUACCACGCCAUUUGGCCACCACCAAUUUCCAACACAUGGUGUUGGUAGCUACGACGUCAUUUUGGCCCAAACGCCAACCUGGCAGACGACUGUCUAUGUCGGCAACCUGACACCCUACACUACUCCUAACGACGUUGUCCCGCUGUUCCAGAACUUUGGCUUCGUGGUCGAAUCUCGUUUUCAGGCGGAUCGUGGGUUUGCGUUUAUUAAGAUGGAUUCCCACGAGAACGCUUCCAUGGCCAUCUGUCAAAUGAAUGGGUACAAUGUUAAUGGACGGCCGCUCAAAUGCAGCUGGGGUAAGGACAAGACGCCGAACCAGGGGUUCGACCCUUCCUCGCCUUACAGCCCUCAGAGCGCCCAAGGCCCUGGUUUCGCUGGCUCCUACUAUCCCCAGUACGGUGCCCAGUACGGUGGUCAACCUGGAAACUACCCUGCCGCCCAGACUGGCUCCCCUGGUGGUUUUGCUGGCUCUCCCAUGGGAUACAACGGACCUCCCCAGAGUGCUGGUGGCUACGGCCGGGGCCAGCCUCCCAAUGGUGGCCAGUGGACGCAACCUCCCGGCCAGUUUACCGGUUACCAAUCCUAA